AUGCCACCACCAACGCAUUUCCUGUGCAUCCCUCUGUCGUCGCCGUCGCUCGCCCGAAGCUGGGCAUCCUUCCGGGCCGAUGUCGCGGGCACCGAGGCCUACGGGGUACCCGAGGACGCGGUGCGACCGCUGGGCACGCUCCAUCUGACUCUGGGCGUCAUGCGGCUGGAGCGGGACAGCCUGGCGCGGGCGGUGGAGGUGCUCGAGGGCCUGCGCCCGCGGGAGGUGCUCGAGGCGCUGCGGGCAGAGCGGCGGCCGUCGUCGUCCAACUCCUUGUCAUUUUCGGCCUCCUCGUCCGCUUCGUCCUCGUCGAGCGGGACGCUGCGGCUGCCGGUGACGAUGCGCGGCCUGCACGCCAUGCCAGCGGCGUCGAGGGCGACGGUGCUCUACGCGCCGCCAGCCGACGGAGAGGGCCUGCUCCGUGGCUUUUGCGACCGGCUCCGCGCCUCCUUUCUGUCCUCCGGCCUCAUGGUGAAGGAGGAUCGGCCGCUGCUGCUGCACGCCACCGUCGUGAACACGAUAUACUCCAAGGCGGGGCCGAAGGGAGGCCGGGGCGGGAGAGGGAGGAAUCGUCCGAGGCUGGUCAUGGAUGCGCGGGAGCUGCUGCGUCGGUACGACGAUCACAUUUGGGCCGAGGACCUGACCGUCACCAAGAUUGCCCUCUGCCGGAUGGGCGCAAAGGCCGUCGAGGGAAGCGAUGGGGACCAGGCCUAUGAGGUCGAGGCCGAGACUGAGAUGUGA
This is a messenger RNA of Drechmeria coniospora, 741 nucleotides long. RefSeq lists its product as uncharacterized. The coding region runs from base 1 to 741 and encodes 246 amino acids. Gene Ontology annotation, cellular component: nucleus. The transcript has a single exon. Lineage: Eukaryota; Fungi; Ascomycota; Sordariomycetes; Hypocreales; Ophiocordycipitaceae. Gene Ontology annotation, biological process: DNA alkylation repair; regulation of DNA-templated transcription. The record is from RefSeq and is a predicted model, not a curated record.